This is a messenger RNA of Tachysurus vachellii, 2701 nucleotides long. Its product is annotated as tyrosine-protein kinase Lyn-like. Gene Ontology annotation, molecular function: ATP binding; signaling receptor binding; non-membrane spanning protein tyrosine kinase activity. The transcript has 13 exons. Lineage: Eukaryota; Metazoa; Chordata; Actinopteri; Siluriformes; Bagridae. Gene Ontology annotation, cellular component: extrinsic component of cytoplasmic side of plasma membrane. The record is from RefSeq and is a predicted model, not a curated record. The coding region runs from base 116 to 1618 and encodes 500 amino acids. Gene Ontology annotation, biological process: cell surface receptor protein tyrosine kinase signaling pathway; protein phosphorylation; cell differentiation.
GAAGUACACAGGAAUAACAAGAGUUAAGAGAACCUGCCCAGCAAAAACAUGUGAUAUAUUUUCACCUUGGAGCAAGAGUGAAUUCUGAACAUUGACUGAACUUUUAAGAAUUAGAAUGGGAUGUGUGAGUAGUAGGGAAAAGGGAGGUGGUAUGAGAGAAUCCCAGAAUCCCCGACUGCCAGAAGCCAACAAAAACACCAGAGACCCAACUCAGAAUUCGUCACUGUUGCCUGGGCAGCUUCUGCAAAAUGGCGAUGCUGAAACCACAGAGAGCAAGGUUGUGAUAGCCUUAUUCCCAUACGAAGCUGACAAGAGGAAUGAGCUAUCUUUCAAGAAAGGAGAGAAACUCGUAAUAUUGGACGAGAAUGGAGAGUGGUGGAAAGCAAAGUCUCUUUCCUCUGGCAAUGUCGGAUUAAUACCUUCCAAUUAUAUAAAGAUAGAAGAAAGCAUGGAUAAUAAAGACUGGUUCUUUAAAAACAUCAGCAGAAUAACAGCUGAGAGAAACCUGCUGGCUCCUGCCAACAAACCAGGUGCCUUCCUCAUACGCCAGAGUGAGACAACCACAGGAAGUUACUCGAUGUCAGUGAGAGACGUGGGUCCUAAUGGCUCAGCUGUGGUAAAGCAUUAUAAGAUUCGCCUGUUGGAAGAUGGAGGAUUUUACAUCAGCCCAAGAAUCAAUUUCAAAACAAUAGAUGACCUCAUUGCGUACUAUCAAAAGCAAGCCAGUGGUUUAUGCCAGCGAUUAGGCAAAACAUGUGAGAGACCUAAAAAAGCAGUCCAGUGGGAUGAAGAUGCUUGGGAAAUUGCCAAAGAAUCUCUUUAUAUGAUCAAGAAGCUUGGAGCUGGUCAGUUUGGUGAGGUCUGGUUAGCAAUGUAUAACAAGACAACUAAAGUUGCAGUGAAAACCCUAAAGCCAGGCAGCAUGUCGGUUGAGGCAUUUCUGCAGGAGGCUAACUUGAUGAAAACGCUACGGCAUGACCGUCUUGUCCGCCUUUACGCUGUGGUCACCAAAACAGAGCCCCUCUAUAUCAUCACUGAAUUCAUGUCUAAUGGGAGCUUGUUGGACUUUCUGAAAAGUACCCCAGGCAGAAAAAUACAACUGCCUAAACUGAUUGACUUUGGAGCACAAAUUGCAGAAGGAAUGGCGUACAUUGAAAAGAAGAACUACAUUCACAGAGACUUGAGAGCUGCAAAUGUCCUUGUCAGUGAAAGCCUGCUAUGUAAGAUUGCUGACUUUGGCCUGGCUAGGGUCAUUGAGGACAAUGAAUAUUCAGCCAGAGAAGGUGCUAAAUUCCCCAUUAAGUGGACUGCACCAGAAGCUAUAAACUAUGGUUCAUUCACCAUCAAAUCAGAUAUGUGGUCAUUUGGCAUCCUGCUCUAUGAGAUUGUCACCUAUGGAAAAAUCCCCUACACAGGUUUGAGCAAUGGAGAAGUGAUGGCACGAGUGCAGCGUGGUUAUCGCAUGCAGUCUCCUGAUACCUGCCCAUCUGAACUGUAUGAGAUCAUGAUUUCAUGCUGGAAAGCCAAACCCGAAGAGCGGCCCACGUUUGACUACAUGCAGAGCUUGCUGGAGGACUAUUAUACAGCCACAGAGGGCCAGUACCAGAGCCAGCCAUGAUGGAAGAUCAAAAACAUCCAAGAGCAUUAUAAAGAAUUUUAUUAUUUACAGAUACAAGCACCACACCAUGUGAGAGCAACUUUGCCAAGGAUAGAAAGAAGAAAUCAUAAAAUGCACAAAGAAAUAAGGAACUACCCUCCUCUGUGCUGAAGGAAGGCCUGGUCAUCUCAUCAUUCAGCAAAGAAAGAAAGAAAUACUUUAUUUUGGCUUUUUUCCGGUUUGUUGGUGACCAACAUUAACAUUUGUGUGAGAAGGUAAAAAUAAAUCAGUCCACCAAUAGAUGUUACUAGCUGGAAAUGUUCAAACAAAAGUGCUCAGGGGCUCAGCCUACAGCUCCAAUUUAAGACUACAAUCACUGGCCACUUUAAUAGGAACACUUGAAUAGUACCGCUCAACAUUAUCUGGUCAGCCAGUCAUAUGGCACUAGAACAGUCCAUAAAUUCAUGCAGAUACUCAUUAAGAGUUUCAGUUAAUGUUAACAUCAAACAUGAUAGUUUGGGAAAAUGUGAUCGUAUUGACUUGACCUGGUCUUUGGUGCCAGACAGGCUGCUCACAUGUUUAGAUGGACAGGCCACAACAAAAAGGGAUCAAAUCCUGAUUCAAAUAGAAAUCUGAGGCUACAGUUUGUAUUGGAACACUGACCUUUUUUCCAGGUUUCAACACACUGCCUCAUAUGACCUACACUCAAAUGUUUUUUCUGCUCACCAUGGUUGUAAACAGAGGCUAUUCAAGCUACCUGAGCCUUCCUGUCAACUCAAACCAUCAUAGUACACAAAAGGUAUUUCUGACAAAUGUACAGAUUCACCACAUAACGUGGCCAGUGAGUGUAGUAUAGAAAAAGGAUUUCCAAAUGGUAAUUACUAUUUACUUCUGAAAAUAAAACCCUUUGUAAAUACUUUGUCUCAGCUAUUAAAUUUAAAAAGCUUGGAGGUGCUUAUUAUACAGAGUGUUUGGAAAAACACCAGCAUUAAGCAUAAAUUAAUUAUUAACACCAAAAUGUGUCUACGGUGGAACACAAGUGGAGCCCAUUUACUAUAGACUGUAAGAUGUAACAAUCAUGUAUUAAACUGCUGUAAUGACAAA